Apis laboriosa (Himalayan honeybee) is the source of this 2018-nucleotide messenger RNA. Its product is annotated as zinc finger protein 90-like. Lineage: Eukaryota; Metazoa; Arthropoda; Insecta; Hymenoptera; Apidae. Bases 372 to 1721 code for a protein of 449 amino acids. The transcript is spliced from 5 exons. The record is from RefSeq and is a predicted model, not a curated record. Gene Ontology annotation, biological process: regulation of transcription by RNA polymerase II. Gene Ontology annotation, cellular component: nucleus. Gene Ontology annotation, molecular function: zinc ion binding; DNA-binding transcription factor activity; RNA polymerase II cis-regulatory region sequence-specific DNA binding.
UCGUUUUUAAAGCGUUAACGUUGUGCUGAAGUAAUCUCACCCAAUCCGGGAGACUCAUAAGUAAAAAAAAUCGUUAGAAUAAUCAACUCUCUCAGACACAUUGGUACAUUCAUAAAGAUGCAUUGCUGAAAGUUUUAUAUCGAACGUUUCUGUCAUUUUUCAUCAAGGUGUUAAAAGAUAUCAAAAGGGAGGGAAAAUAAUAAUAAGCAAUGAAUUUAACAUUGUGAAACAGAGCCGCGUGAAUCAUUUAAUAUAAAUUAUUUUUUAAAAUGUGUUUAUAUAUAUAAAAUAUAGUGAAAAGAAAAAUAUAAAAUAAUAAGAACAUUUUUUAGCGUGGUGAUAUCUUGUCAUUUGUUUUCUUUCUUUUUGAAAUGGGUACGGCGGGUCGCGAUUUUGAGCGCGAUCGGGAGGACGAGAUCCACUGCCGAAUUUGUGCUAGUGACAUACCAAGAAACGAUGGGGUUCACAUUUUCGCAGAAGAUGGUAGACGGCACUACUUGCAAACCAAAAUACGAAAAUAUCUGUAUAUCUUGGUAUCUUCUGAAGAUAAAUUAUCAAAGAUGGUAUGUGUUACUUGUAUUAAAAGAUUAGAGAGCAUUCAUCGUUUUGCUAUGAUGGCAUAUAGAACACAGGAGAAGUUAAAAAUACAAUUAUAUAAUAAUAUUGAUAAUACAAAUACACAAGAUAUGGAAAGAGAAAGUAUUAAAGAUAUGCAAAACACAACAAGAAGGAUAGAGGAUCGAGGAUUAUUACAUACAAUAUUAACUAAAGGAGCAAUAGAAAUUUUAGCUGAAGGUGAACCAUUGGGACCAUCAGAAUUCAUAACACAAGAUGAUAUAUGUCAUACUCCAAAUAUGGAGGAAAUGGAAGUCAAAGUAGAUCCAAUGUUAUUUUUACAAUAUGGUAUGGAACAUUCAUCAUCAGAAACUUCAGAAGCAUCUGAUACAGAAGAAAUAAUAACAAGAAUGAAUAUUCCAGAACCAUUAUCAUUAACAAAUAAAACUGAUGAAAUAAAAAAAGAAAAAGAAGAAGAGAAUAAUGAUAAAUCACAAGAAGAUACUGAAGAACACAUUUCAGAUGUAACAAAACCUCAUGAAUGUACAAUAUGUGCUCGAUCUUUUAUAUCUCAAAUUGGUCUACAAAAUCAUUUAUGGUCUCAUUUGCCUAAAGAUAAACGACUUGAUGGAAAGCCUAUUUUAAGAUCACAAGUAUAUUCUACUAAUGGUGUGCUUCAUACGAAUACUGACAACAAUUCAUCUGGUAAUUUUGUUUGUCCAAUUUGUAGUAAAAAAAUUUCUACUAAGGGUAAUUUAAAAGUACAUUUGGAAACUCAUCGGCCUAAGGGAAAAUAUGGUUGUGACAUAUGUGGUAGAAUUUUUAAAACACAGUCAAAUUUAUUCAGACACAAAGAGUAUCAUGGUGGAAUACAAUUUCCAUGUAAUGUAUGUGGAAGAGUUUAUCCAACAAAUUCUACAUUAAGAGCUCAUAGUAUAACACAUUCGGAUUUAAGGCCGCACGCCUGCCCUCUUUGUGAUAAAACUUUUAAAAGAAAUCAAGAUUUAAAAUUUCACAUAAAUCAACAUACAGGUGCAAGGCCUUAUCAAUGUCCAUACUGUCCAAAAGCUUUUGCAAGUUCUGGAAAUUGUUUCUCACAUCGUAAAAGAAUGCAUCCUCGAGAAGUACAUCGAGACAGACAAAGAGCAGCAGAUUUAAUGAGAUGAACCAUGGGUAAUCAAUAUGAAGAAUGGUUUUAGAAAAAUAUAAUAAUUUAAUUAUUUAAUAUAUAUAAUAUAUAUAUAUAUAAUAUAUAUAAUAUAUAUAUAUAAUAUAUAUAAUAUAAUAAUUAAUUUAAUAAUUUAAAAAUAUAAUAAUAUUCACAUAUUAGCUAUUAUAAUAAAAAAAAAUUUUAAUUUUGAAUAUUAAUGGUGCUAAUGCAAGAAGCAACGGAAAUUUUCUAUACUUUAAUUGAAUCAUUUGAACUUAGUAUUAGAUACUUAUUGUUAUUAACAAACACUUAG